AGUGGUCAGACGUAGUAACUGCACCCACCCAUACACGCCACAGAGAACAGUCGAGCCAGUGCGACUGCGCGGCGCAUACGCUGCUUUCUACGAAGUUUCGGGAUAUUUGCUUUCAACGCAAAAUACUAAUUGCAUUUGGACUGCUUUGAGACCACUCACCCCCAUAGCAGGAGAGAGUGGAAUUUGAAGAAAAAAUGUCGGAGUCUACGCUCUACCUCAACCAAGAAAACGCAGUGCGCUUCAAAAAGAGGAAAGCACGUUUCACCUUCAGUGAAGUGCACAUACUGCUGGAUGAAGUACGGAAAAAUCGCAAAAUUGUUGUGGGUAAGUUUAAUGGAGGCGUUGCAUCUGAUGUCAAGAGGAGGAAGUGGGCAGAAAUCACAGCACGUGUUAAUGAGAUCGGAGAGUGCGACAGAGAGAUCAUGGAGGUGAUUAAGAAAUGGUCGGACCUUAAAUGCGACACGAAGCGUAAAGUGGCCGCCCUGCAUAGCGGUGGUGUUCUCUCUCAACGGUUGUCCCGUAGCAAUAUCGAACUGUCUCCUGUAGAAGUCAUAGUGGAAUCGAUUCUCGAAUUAGACAAGAGACCAUGGGAAGCUACUCAAAGAUCCAGAUCUCGCGGUUACAGUGAUGAGCAGGAGGUUGGGGGUGAAGAGGAGGAGGAGGAAGACGGGGCGUUUAUGGGGAUGGGGUCAGUACAGAGUUCACCGGGCGGAGGUAUGGAUAUGGGAGGAAUGUCUGGUGCAAUAAGCGGAGCUCCUGAGAUUCAGUACGAUGGCACCAAAACUGGAGGUCCCGAAUCCAACUUGGUUGAUUCAGACGAAGAUAACCGUGACCUUCUUCCAUCAUCCUCUAUGGCAUCUGUCAAUAACUCUUACUUGGAGAGAGAUGGAGGUGCAACAAGAGGAAACACUGGACUUGUCUCCUCCACAGCCAUUGCACCUACUAAAACAGCCUCUUGUAUCUCAGGGGCGGAGUCAAACAGUUCUCGUGAGCAGUUGGCACAGAACGCGAGCCUAAGUGUGCAAGAGCAGCACGCCACCAAUGAACUUCUGUCCACGGUAUCCCGUUCACUAGAGAUCCUUGCAGAGUCAAUGCAGCAGCUAGCCGAAACACAGCAGGAGUUUGCGCGCGAAUCGCUGCAGCUGCAGAGAGAAACGGUGCAGGUGUUACAAGACUUUGCCUCUGGCGCAUUAACGAUACUCCAAGAGAAAGUCAAUGGAAAACCGACAUUAUAAAAGUUGUAUUUAGCAUCACAACAAUACCCUUUUUGUCCUGAUGAUGACCAACUAACAUCACAGUGUUCGGUUUAGUUUGCUGAUGGUCAGCAGUUAUUUCUUACAGCUUCUUCCUGAAAUGCUUGUAACGGUUUCGUCGGAUAAAAGGAAGUUACAUUUAUAAUAAGCCAAAAAACAUUUGUAUCAUGUCUCUGUUUAGUAGUAUGAAGAAAUUUAGGGUUUUUUAGCGAAAAAUUAAAAAUGGAACUUUAAAUAGAUUUCAGAGCUGUUGAAAAUGGUAAUAUUUUAUGACUAGUAAUGUGAUCUUCCACAACAAAACAUAAUAAUUAUUUCAGGUUGUUGAGACUUUUAUGUGAAAAUUCACAUUAUAAGGAUUGACUUGACAUGUUUUAUGCAACACAAUCCAUUGGUUUACUUUGUAGCUAUUACAAAGUCCAUCUAAUAAUAAUAAUAAUAAAUCAGGUAUUGUGUUUGUAAUCUUGUGAUAAUAUGAUGAUGAUCUAACACUUCUGCAGUUUUGAAAAAAGUAGAUGUAUUGUUUGUAGCAAGUUUAUCCUCUUACUGCUAAUGUAAAAUAAAAUACAUUUCCCUGAGACAUUUACACAC
Molecule: messenger RNA, 1841 nt
Organism: Misgurnus anguillicaudatus (oriental weatherfish)
Lineage: Eukaryota; Metazoa; Chordata; Actinopteri; Cypriniformes; Cobitidae
Cellular component (GO): nucleus
Source: RefSeq, a predicted model, not a curated record